Notolabrus celidotus (New Zealand spotty) is the source of this 3168-nucleotide messenger RNA. It is a transcript of the gene yme1l1a, whose product is annotated as YME1-like 1a. The transcript is spliced from 18 exons. The coding region runs from base 172 to 2367 and encodes 731 amino acids. The record is from RefSeq and is a predicted model, not a curated record. Gene Ontology annotation, molecular function: ATP binding; metalloendopeptidase activity; ATP hydrolysis activity. Gene Ontology annotation, biological process: protein quality control for misfolded or incompletely synthesized proteins; mitochondrion organization. Lineage: Eukaryota; Metazoa; Chordata; Actinopteri; Labriformes; Labridae. Gene Ontology annotation, cellular component: mitochondrial inner membrane.
UCAUUUUGUAGUCCAUUUGACCUCAGGAGAAGCCGGAGAAUCCAUUUGCUGUUGUUAGCUAAGCUGCUGAAAGUUGUGUAACAGGGAAAACAAGAGGACACAGCUCGGGGGAGGUUCAGUCCAGUGAAGUAAAUCAGAGGGGCUUCUCCUCACACACAAACCCUGCAGUUUAUGAAUAUUUUGAAGUUUCAUCCGGCUAAAAUGUUUUCGCUGUCAACGUCAUUUCAGCCCCAGCAGAUGAUCCUGCCCCUCAGCCAGCUCAUCAAUGCCCUCCACUCUCUGAAGAACUCAGCCACAGCUUCAGUCCAGACCCUGCACAAAGACCUCGCUGCAGACCAGAGUUCCUUUCUAAAAGAGCCCACCAUAAGUCUGAGAGAUCUCGGCCUCUCAGAAAUCGGAGUGAGUCAGCUGGAUGAGCUGGUCAGCAGGUUGCUGCCGACACCAGGACCAGAAGAACCUCCCGCUGUCCCCCCUGUAUGGAGAACGAGUCACGUUUCUGCGGACAGCUUCUUCCAAAACAAGCAUGGGUUUUCUCACAGAAGGUUGGGAGUGUUCGGCUCCCCGAUAUUCCACAGACAAUACCACAGGCCUCUAAAAGAUGUCUGUGAGGAGCUACAAUUUUUGCCAGUUUUUAUCCAGAGUCGAGGUUUUAAGACCCUUAGAAGGAGCAGACGAGGGGAAUCCACUUAUGAUGGUCCUGUGGAGUCUGAGCCUUACACCCCAGCCUUCAUGAAGGGGUUACUCCAGAGGGAAAAGGCUCCAGAGGCACAGUCCCUGGACCAAGUGACGAAACAAAGGAACCUCCCAGAGAACCAGCAGGAGGCUUUCAAGACUGGUUUCACUGAGGGGUUCAUGAGAUCUCAGGCUUACACUCAGAGAACACAAGACUCUCUGAGGAGAACCAGGCUGAUCCUGCUGGUCCUCCUACUUCUUGGUAUUUAUGGCUUGUCCAGAACCCCCUUUCUCUCCGGUAAAGGCUCCUUUUCUGACGCUGUGAGGUUCCGCACCACAUCCGGUCUGGACUCAGCCGUCGACCCCAUCCAGAUGAAGAAUGUGACAUUCGACCACGUCAAAGGAGUGGAGGAGGCCAAGAACGAACUCCAGGAGGUCGUCGAGUUUCUCAAGAACCCCCAGAAGUUCACGGUGCUGGGUGGAAAGUUGCCCAAAGGGAUCCUCCUCGUUGGUCCUCCAGGCACAGGGAAGACUCUGUUAGCACGUGCUGUAGCCGGGGAGGCCGACGUGCCGUUCUACUACGCCUCUGGAUCAGAGUUUGAUGAGAUGUUUGUUGGUGUUGGUGCAAGCAGAAUCAGGAACCUUUUCAAGGAGGCCAAAACAAACGCUCCCUGUGUGAUCUUCAUUGAUGAGCUGGACAGCGUUGGUGGAAAGAGGAUCGAGUCUCCUAUGCAUCCUUAUUCCAGACAAACCAUCAACCAGCUGCUGGCGGAAAUGGACGGGUUCAAACCAAAUGAAGGCGUCAUCGUUAUCGGUGCUACAAACUUUGCUGAGGCUUUGGAUAACGCUCUGGUAAGGCCGGGAAGGUUCGACAUGCAGGUGACGGUCCCUCGCCCUGACGUGAAAGGACGCACUGAAAUCCUCAACUGGUACCUGUCAAAGAUCAAAGUGGACCCCGCCAUUGAGGCAGAGAUAAUUGCCCGGGGCACAGUGGGCUUCUCUGGAGCAGAGCUGGAGAACUUAGUCAACCAGGCAGCCCUGAAGGCGGCCGUGGACGAGAAAGAGAUGGUCACAAUGAAAGACCUGGAGUUCGCUAAGGACAAGAUCCUCAUGGGCCCUGAGAGGAAGAGUGUGGAGAUCGACAAGAAGAAUAAGACCAUCACGGCCUACCACGAGUCCGGCCAUGCCAUCGUUGCCUAUUUCACCAAAGAUGCAAUGCCAAUCAACAAAGCCACGAUCAUGCCCAGAGGCCCCACACUUGGCCAUGUGUCCAUGCUCCCAGAAAACGACCGCUGGAGCGAGACGAGAGCCCAGCUGCUGGCUCAGAUGGACGUCAGCAUGGGCGGUCGAGUAGCAGAGGAGCUCAUCUUUGGAGACGACUACAUCACCACUGGAGCAUCCAGCGACUUUGAUGGAGCAACCAAAAUAGCAAAAAUGAUGGUGACCAGGUUCGGCAUGAGUGACAAGCUCGGCGUCAUGACCUACGGUGAUGUAACCAAGCAAAGCCCCGAGACACAAGCUGCUAUCGAACAAGAAGUCAGGGUUUUACUAAAGGACUCUUAUGAACGUGCUAAAAACCUCCUGAAGACCUACAAUAAAGAGCACAAGACCCUAGCUGAUGCCCUGCUCAGAUAUGAAACUCUGGAUGCCAAAGAAAUCCAGAAGGUGCUGGAGGGCAAAUCCCUGGACCACUAGUUACCUCAGUAGAUAUUUUAAUCUCUUGUAUAUAUGAAGCUGUGCGAAUGUGCACAGGCCUUUUUGAGGCCUUGUAUUUCAUUUCUUGUAUCCCUCAUAUUAUCGUGUGACGAUGUCACUGAAAAUAUUAAGUUAAACCCUUCUAUUCAUUUUGUUUUAUUGACUGUCUUUUGUCCUGCAUCUUGGAAGAUAAUUGUUCUCUCAGAGAUUUUAAAGCACUUCAUAGUUUAAUCACAUGAAAAGAACAGAUUUGUCUGCAGGUUGAAAAUAUCGAUUUCAUACAAUUAUUUUCAAAACAAAAGACUGCAAUACUUUUCUACAUCCGUCACAAUCAGUACAAUAAAACGGUGAAAAGGUGAAUGAAUUCUACAAAGAUCAAAGUUGAUUCAUGUGUGAUAACUUCAUUUAGAUGUUACGGUCUCAUUUUAAAAUUUGUACAGACAAGUGAACACCGUAGGACCUUAAAUUACCUCAAUCCAGAAUGUACCGUUACGCUGUAGCAAGGUGCAGGUGAAACCCCUGUUCAGUGUUGAGCAGCUCACAGACCUUUCUCUCAAUGAUGUCUUUCAGUUACAUCUGCAAUAUACUUUCUAUUACGUGUGUUCUUAUUUAUUUAAGUGCCCAAAGAAGUGUUUUCUUUUGCUGAACUUAGUGUUAGGCCUUAAUGUGAAAUUCUAAGCUCAUCUGUAACAGAUAAUUGAGGGUAAAUGUACAUAUUCUGUAAGUGUGACUUUGUGUGUUGGUUUGUUUCUUUAGACUAAGGCCUUUUAAGCUCAAAUAAAGGUUUCCUUUACUCAUAAA